Molecule: messenger RNA, 1077 nt
Organism: Colletotrichum karsti
Lineage: Eukaryota; Fungi; Ascomycota; Sordariomycetes; Glomerellales; Glomerellaceae
Product: zinc-binding oxidoreductase
Exons: 1
Coding region: 1-1077 (358 amino acids)
Molecular function (GO): oxidoreductase activity, acting on NAD(P)H
Source: RefSeq, a predicted model, not a curated record
AUGUCUUCUAUGAAAGCAUUAGUCACCCAAGGCAACGGCUUUGUAUCCGUCCAAUCCGUUCCCACUCCGGUCGCCGGCCCCGGCGAGGUACUCGUCAAGGUGCAUUACUCCGCUCAAAACCCGUCCGACUGGAAAUCCGUCAACGGCUCUCCGCCCGUCGCCCCACCCGCCCCGGCCGGCCUGAUCGUCGGCACCGAUUUUGCGGGUACCAUCGAGGACCCGAACGGCUCCACAUGGCGGAAGGGCCAGCGCGUCGCCGGGUUCGUGCAAGGAACCAGCAACAACGGUACCCCUGCCAAUCUGAUUCGCGGCGGGUUUGCGGAGUAUGUUCCCGUUGAGUCGACGCUGCUCUUCGAGGUUCCCGACAGUGUAGAAUUGAAGGAUGCCUCUACAAUCGGCCUCGCGUUUGCGACUAGUGUGCAGGCUCUGUACCAGCGUCUUGCGCUCCCAGAGCCCUCUGGCGCAAAUAGCGACAACUGGGUUUUGAUAUACGGCGGUGCUACUAGUGUUGGGAACUACGCUAUUCAACUUGCAAAAUUGAGCGGCCUGCGUGUCAUCACCACUGCAUCUCCUCGGAACCAUGAGUACCUGAAGGCUCUGGGUGCUGACGUUGCGCUUGACUAUCAUGGCGACUGGGCUGCGGAAGUGAGAAAGCUUACGGAUGGCAAGCUUCACCACGCGCUUGACACUGUGUCUGAGCACGGCUCGACGUUGAAUAUUGCCAAGGCUCUUUCGAACAGUCCGGGUGAUCACGUCCUCACUCUCAUACCAACUCACCCACCCGCGAAGGAGGAGAUCAAGGCUGUUAACCCUCACACCAAGAUCGAGUGGACUGUUGUCUAUACUGUGUUUGAACGGGCUCUUCCUUUUCGUUUCGACAAUUGCGGCGACGAGACGCCCCAAGACAAGAAAGUCUGGGAAAAGUACCUGACACUUUUGCCUCAGUACUUGGAGCGAGGUCAGGUGAAGCCGAACCAAGUUCGGGAGCUUGGCGGACUGGAGAGUGUAACUGAAGGAUUCAGACUAUCCGAAGAAGGCAAGGUUUCGAAUGAGAAGUUGGUAUACAAGCUCUUGUAG